Molecule: messenger RNA, 1874 nt
Organism: Astyanax mexicanus (Mexican tetra)
Lineage: Eukaryota; Metazoa; Chordata; Actinopteri; Characiformes; Acestrorhamphidae
Gene: ccndx
Product: cyclin Dx
Exons: 5
Coding region: 541-1443 (300 amino acids)
Biological process (GO): regulation of cyclin-dependent protein serine/threonine kinase activity; positive regulation of G1/S transition of mitotic cell cycle; mitotic cell cycle phase transition
Cellular component (GO): nucleus; cyclin-dependent protein kinase holoenzyme complex; cytoplasm
Molecular function (GO): cyclin-dependent protein serine/threonine kinase regulator activity
Source: RefSeq, a predicted model, not a curated record
UCUCUUGUCUGUGCUCUCUCUCGUCCCCGCCCUCUUUCUCUCUCCGUCUCUCUCUCACUUUCUCUCUCUCUCCCCCUCCCUCUCUCCCCUCUUUCUGUCUCCACCUGUUGACUCCAUUGUUGAAUCGAUGGCAUUGUGCCUCCUUAUUCUUCUCCUCCACUCACUUUACACUCCACUCUUUUAUUGCCAUGCUCUUUUCUCUGUCUGAGAGGAUAUAAGGAGGCAGGCUGGAGAGAGAGGAUCAGAAUCAAAGCAGCACCACAGAGGAACACACACACACACAUACACACACACACUCAUACACAUACAUUCAUAUACAUAUAUACACAUACACACAACAUACUUACUAUAUGUGCACACUUAACACCAGCAGUUAAUGCAGUGAUAGUCCUCAGUGCAUCAGCAGUCGCUUACUCAAACACACUCAAACACACACUUAAACACACACUUACAUCUUCACAUCUUCAUAUUUGGAGCUUCAAGGCAGGAGCAACAGGUGUGGAGGAGAGUGGUGGACAUCAUUCAAGAGCAGGUACAGGCAUGUCUGUGUCUCUGUGGUGUGAGGAGGAGGAGGAUGUUCAGCCUGUUGGUCACAGAGAAUCAGCUUCAGUCCGAGCCCCCCGAGACCCCAACGCUUCCGGCCUGAGAGUCAUCCACGGCCUCCUGCGCUCGCAAGACAGAUACCUCCCCUCUCCACUCUACACCUCACUCAUCCAGAGAGACCCCAAACGCAGAGAGGAACUGGCCAAGUGGACCCUGGAGGUGUGCUGUGACUGUGGCAGUGAUGAGUCUGUGUUUCCGCUGUCUGUCUCUCUGCUGGACCGUUAUCUGUCUGUGACGCUGGCUCUGCCGGCCUCUCCGUACUGUCUGGCCGCUGCCUGUAUCCUGGUGGCCUCUAAGUUGGUGGAGAGUGAGCCGGUCAGUGCAGACACUCUGUGUGCUGCAGCCGAGUACGAGUUCAUGUCCUCAAACCUCAGGGAGAUGGAGCGUGUGCUGCUGGGAACUCUAAGGUGGGACGUAGCUGCAGUGACCCCUCAGGACUUCAUCCCUCACUUCUUAUCCUGCCUGGAGGAGCUGGAGGGAGACAACACAGAGAGAGACUUCAUCUCCACCCUCAGACGACACAGCGACACUCUGACGGCCAUGUGUGUGUGCGACUCUCGCUUUCUGGGCACUCCGGCCUCUCUGGUGUCUGCAGCGGCCAUCAACUCAGCCAUCCGGGGACUAGAGUCGAAAAGCCAGAGAGAAAUGAGUCACAUGACCUUCACCCUGGCUGCGCUCUGUCAGACUGAUGUGGCCGUGCUGCAGUGCUACAGUGAGCUGAUAGAGGAUGCUCUCAGUGAGAGACUGAGGUCCAGCCAGGAGGAGGAGGGGCAGAAAGAAGGAGGGAUGGAGGACGAAAGGUCGAGCACACCCACCGACCUGAGAGAGAUAGACUUUUAAUACACAGGAAAAGAAGCCAUUUAAAGUUCAACUGCAGUCUUCCUCAGAGUCAUCAGUGAAACUGAUGUAAACCCGCGUUCUGAAUGCUGUCUUAUCAUAUUAUUUAAUUCUUAUUUAAUAUUGACUGUUAUUUAUUUGUUUUGAGGUAUUACUGUGCCAUAUUUCUAUUUUAUUGCCGUCACUGUGAUGAUUUUUUAUUAUUAUUCUACUUACCUUUGUGUUGUGUUGUUGUGUGGCAUUUUUGCUGUGUGAGGGUCUCUGUUCUGAUAUGUACUGUUAAUUUAUUAAUUAUCAAUUUAUUUAUUCUGUGGAUGCAAUUUUAAUUUAUUUUAUUUGCAAUUAUUUACUUGAUAUGACAGUGUCCAGUGAAAAAUAUAUUUCAAUUAAAUCAUAUUUUUUAUCUAUUUUCAAUUAAAUAAUAUUGAGAAAUA